CAUUAGAUAAAUGAAAUGACUUUUUAAGUGAUACCACUAGGAAUAAUUAUAUCGUCUCAUCAUUUUUGAAAAGUUAUUGCGACACUGAAACUGGAUAAAGGAAAUGAAGACUUUUGCUAUUUAUUUUGUUUCUUUUAUGGUCAUCAUAUUCAGACUUUCUGCUGGUUCCGUAAAAGGUCAAGAUGGGGUGAAGUCAUCGAAAGUUAAAGAGGACUGGGAGGACCACCCCAAGCAACGCAAGCCUGACCACAAUGCCAGAAAGGUAAUAGAUGAAUGGGACGUUGCAGCGAAGUGCUGUCCAAACUGCCAGAGCGACUGCGAGAAAUCAGUUGAGCGCCGCGACCCCAAGUUCUACUCGGCUGUACAGAUGGUUAACGUUCUUGCGGAGCACCACAAGGGAAGGACUUACAUCCCCUACAACAGCACCACCUACCCCGGAGAUCCAACAUGUCCUUGCCGUGCCUUCACCUACAGCAUCUCCUCCAUCGAAGGCUCCAAACCAGAUGAUUCCGAUGAUGUGCGCAAAAUAUUCCGCAUAGAACCUCACACAGGCCGACUGUACCUCGAAAAUCACGUGGUGAUGGGUCCAAAUGAAAUGUACGUUCUUACAAUCACCGUGCGGAACCGGUUAACCGGUGCAUCAGAUGAGAUGACGCUCUCACUCAGCUCCCCCAAGCGGAUUACCGACAUGUUCUCACCUUUCGAGGGCGAUAAGAAUGGAUUCGAGGGGCGCGUGUUUGAUGACGUGAACGAGGGGCGCGAGUUUGAUGACGUAUUGAGUGUGAACUCUGAACCGCACAGUCGUCAUAGAAGAGCUGCAUACACACCAGUGCCAGACGUGACCUUUAACCUGACCCAGCUGAACAGUGUGACCGAGAUUCGAGUCGGGUCACGUGUCCAGUUUCAGCUGGAGAUAGAGUUUCCCAAUACUACUGUCGAUAUGUUGGUCGAGCUAUUCGCGCCAGACGACAAUGUCACCGUCAUGAUCCUGGAUGACGUCAAAGUUGUCAUUAGCACGAAUCUUGACCACUCUUACAAUGAUACGCCGGUACUUGAAUCGAUGUAUGGUAAUAUCUACCAGCCUGACCGAGCUAUCUUGGCAUUCGGAAACGUCUCGAAAAUUGCCGAUCCAGCGACCCGGGACGACAUGCUAAUCACGAUCACGUACGAGGCUGUUAUGAUAGAAAACAAUUUCACCGAUAGUGGGACGUACUGGGUGAGCGCUGGUGCAGAGUUCCUACAAGAAAGCUACAUCUGGGUUGGCCAGGCCUCCUUCGAUGCCAUCGUCGAUGGAAACAUGACAGUGGAUACGCUCCCCGAGUUCAACGUCACCAUGCCAGUCAAUAUCGCUCUGGGAACGAGUUUUGAAGGAACUAUUGACAUGUUCAUACCCUUCCCCAUGAGAGAUUACGUUCUUCAGAUUUUCACGCCCGCGGACGAGGUUGGACUGAUGUCAGUGUGCUGGGUUCAGCCAACUUUCAGCGAGUCGGACUUCGGCCCGAACUUUCAGUGCGGAAACAAUUAUGGCCAGGUGACUACUGGGUUAAAGGAGGAACAACAAGCCAUAGGGAAUGCAGUAGGAGAAGUUAACUUUGGGAAACUGUUAAACAAAGGUUCAAGAGACGAAGUCCAUGUGCUUUCUGAAAGUCUUAUAUCCGUGGACUUUAUCGCCCACCUGUAUCCCGACGCUACAAAGGUUGGUCAAACAAUUGGCCUCGGGUUUGCACUAGAAGUGGACUCCCAGAACUUCUGGGUAGGCAAUGGGGAGUUCACCAUCUCGGCGGCAGCUACAACUGGACUGUCCAAUCCAACUCUUAACUCCGCUACACCAGGAAUAGACCUAACUAGUGCGACCAUAGGCGAACCGUUUUCAAUCGUUUAUAACAUCUCCGUCCCAGUGUCUGCAGUAGCUUCCCAUUACGUAUUGGAAGCCCUUGCCCCACGAAAUGCCACUGAUUUCCCCAUUUUCUCAGUGUGCUCCCUGAAGGUCACUUUUAUCGGCGAAAAUAUGCCUUGCCACAGAACGUCUGAAAUGAUCACAGAGUUUUCGUCGGUUGAUCCAUUGUCUAGUGAGCCCGAUACCGCCAAAGUCGAUAUGGGCUACAUAACCAACUUGGGGAAGUCUCUAGGACCUGACUCUGGAGACAUUAUUGUUGAAGCCGUGUUCCGACCAUUGGCUGACAGCCCGGAUGCAGCCAUAUCCAGUUCUCACACCGUGACUUUCGGGGUCUCCGUGGGCGGAAGUUUUAUCAACAUAUUCGACAGUACCGUUACUCUGACUCAGAAUCAAUCGGUUCUUCCCAUAUCGAACCUGACAGCUCCUAACUUCUUAAUGGAAUACUGGAACGGUAUUGACGAUAUCAAUGUGAACGGAAACUCGCGCAUUGACGUCACCAUGAUGACUUCACGUAACACGACAUAUGACGAAUUCGAUAUGGAGUUCAUCAUGCCGACCAGUACAGAUACAUCGUUGAUGCAUGUGUGCCGAGUUGAUAUUGUCAAAAACGGAAAGAACAUGCCCUGUAUGUCACCAGAGUGGUAUAACAAGAAAAUGCAAUACCUUUCCCAGUUUAAGGACAAAUACAACGAUCGGGCAAAGCUGACCUUGGGGAACAUGUGUAACGUCGAAAUGAGCACCAACGAUACAGAAGACGAGACGAUGUUUUCUAUAUAUUUUCGGAUAAAGGACGUCCCAGAGGUGACCGACUUGUCGUCCCACUAUGUAUCAACGGGGCUUCUCUACUCCAGCACCCAACUGUGGGUGGGGCAGCUUAAGGUCGAUGCCACGAGGGGAGUCGAAGUUGGACCUUCUGUAUCCUUCGGCGUAUACAGCCAAAAUACAAGCUACAAUCCGCUGCCUGGAGGUCUCGCCAAGACUGACACAAUAACUCUCAAAAUAAACCGCUCCAGUUCAGCGGAUGUGACAGUAGUGGCCACUUCCCUUGACCCCAAUCUUCACAUCUGCUCUGUGCGAGUAGUCGCUGCAGGUCUUCAUAUGCCCUGUAUAUCAGACUCUCUUGUAACUAGGACAACGACGUAUUGGCCCGGAAACGUGGGUUUCGAGUCUGUCACUGCUUACCUCGGCCACAUAACAAAUUACGGCGACUCUAGUGGAGUUAUGACUUCUAACGGCCUGAUGGACCACGACUCGGUACAGAUAGAAGUGGUAGUCCGUGCAAAUCCUAACGCCGUGCCUUCAACGUACGGCUAUACUGCCACGGCUUACGUCAACACCGCUAAGACGAGCGCGCUCAGCUGGUCCAUGUCCGUCACAACAACUGAUAGCUAUGUCUCUAUUACUCAGAGCGAGACACACGGCCCUGUGAGCGCAAGCAUGUCCAUGGGGGAGAUAGCUGGGGGAGACAACUCUACUGACGUCACAUUCGGGGAGGUCAGAAAGGUCAUGAUGGACAUCGUUAUCCCGGAGAAUUCCGAGUACGAUAUAGAGGUCUCUUUCGGCAUACCUUCAGGCGACGUAGGGAAGUUGGAGAUAUGCGACGCUGCAAUUGUCUCUGCGGGAGCCAAUGUGCCGUGUGUCGAUAAGGACAUGGACCCGCUUCUGACGUCUUUAGGAGGGACAUACUACGACACCGCAACAUUCGCUCUGAGCUACGUGUGUUCCAAACCUAUAUACCCUGGAGACGAGGAAGAAAAUACGGUGAGGUUUGCGGUAUAUGUUCGCGUGGUACCGAAUGGUUUGGCGGCGGUAAAUGACGUGGUUCAAGUGUCGGGCUCCGUUAGGACGUUUACGUCGACCGUUACCGUUGGUACGUUCAGCCUUACUGUGGCGGACCUUGUAAACUUCGUAGACAAAUAUUCGCAAACAGCCGUUGUGGCUAAUACAACCCUCAUCAGCCUGUUCCCUCAGCCAAACGUUAUACCAAUGUUGAUUGGUCAAAACCUAACGUUGAACGUGACGGUAACCAUUCCAGCCUACUCCUCGUCCAAAUUCCUCUUUGACGUCGAACUACCGACAGACGGCACGUCAGCGUGCAUGACAGUCAACGAUGUCAGAGUUAUUGGCUCGCCAGGGAGAAACGUGUUGUGCGUGGAACCAUCAGUCAACGACAAGGGGGUUGUCUACACACCCGCGUUUAAUGAUACACUGGGAACCGGACAAAACACUUACGUUUUCCUCGAUGUUGGCAUUGUAACGAAUACGGGUUUAACGUACACGAGGAAAGCGGAACAGCAGGGUGAUGAUGACGUCAUUCUUGAAGUUGACAUCCAAAUGGCUGACUGCUCUCUCAGUUCACAUGGAGCCAUUCACAAACUGUCGAUCGGAAAUAAAGUGGCCAACUACAUCUUUAUUUACGACCACGAUGUGGAAAUUGACAGAGUCGGAGAUGAAGAGCCACGAAUAUUCGUGGAACUUAACAACAGCAUUGCUUCUACCAGUUCGUCCUGGAUAGUUGAGGGCGUGGCCUACCACCUAAACACCUCCCAGGCUGAAGGCAUCAACACCAGCAUCGUCCUACAGUUCCCCACGUACAUGAUACCACAGACUACUUUUAUAGCUUCAAUCAAGCCCAACUGCGACAUCAUAUCAGACAGCGGAGACCCAGCAAUACUUGAAAUUUGGUGCGACCGUUUCUACUUCACUGACAUCUACACGUUCACCGUGCGCGCUGACGUCAACGUUACAGCGUUUGUCCCGGUGGGCUACAACGUUGAUCCUUCUAUCGCUUACUGCGAGGUUAAGACCGAGUUUUUAAGUGCGUUCCACCAGACUGCAGCCAGCGAGCCCUGGUUCCCUGUGAUAACAACCAACACGCAGUCUCUCGAGAUCUCUGGCAUUGUGGCGGGCGCCGGAGCAAGCUGCAACACUGCUCUUGGCAUGGAGACAGGGGCUAUAGCGGACUGUCAGAUAAGUGGCUCGGACACCAAAAACGUUGGCACCCAUGUAUAUGCAAGACUAAACGGAGGAGCUGGUUGGGUCCCGUACGUGCGUGAUGGUGAAUUUGCAAGCAUGCGUUACGUGAGUGUUUACUUUGGCAACGAGACACAAUUGACGGCAAUCGACGUUCAACAAAAUCUCGGACGACCGCACAAGGCUACUGAGUUGACCUUGGAAUAUACCAACGACGGCCAAGCCUGGUUUGGGGCUGAAAAGCUAUCCCUCGGACCCGCACCCGCUGACCUUGAGAAACUCUACACGAGCGGCACGGUGGCCAGAGGUGUCCGCAUCUUUAUCAGUAACGACACAGCCCUCCUCCAGAAACCAAACGUUGGCAUCAAGUUUGAGCUCUAUGGAUGUCUUCAGUCCUCUGACAUGACGGCGGCAGCCGCUUGUCAGGUUGUCGCCGGGGAUGCAACAGUUAUACCUACAGAUUUCAACUACCGCAGCUUCAUUGAGAUGUCCAAUGGGGAGGUCGUGGUUUGUGAUCGGAAGGUUGACCGUGCUCGAUAUAUUGGGCAAUGCUAUAGAAGUGCUUCAGUCGGCACACGGUUUGAAGCUGUCGAACCUAACCUCGCAACCCUUGUUGGGAUUGAAUCAUCUCAGAACCGUGUCUACGGAUAUGCACAAGACAAAACGACCGUUAUGGUCUCCGUAGAUGACGGUGUCACGUGGCAAGCUACCAUGGCAACGGUGCUUGCUGCCGACAAGCUUAUGAUGGACUGGGCAGACGCCAUUGCUGUACCAGAGACUGAUGAUGUUAACCUGGAUCAGGUCACACCGCAUCUCGCAUUCACUCAAGGGCAGUGGGGUGCCACCUACACUGGCAUGCACGUUGCUGGAACGAAAGUUCUGGAGUGGUCGUCAACGCAGUAGAGGCGCGGCUCCGAUCAUCAUGUGCCGGUUUUACUUAUUAAGACAAUGUUAUCAUAUCAGAAUGCCAAAGAAGAGUCUGCGUGUUGGACGUUUCUUUUUUGUUUCAACUAUUUGAUUGCAACGAAUGAUUUAAUGCUUGCAAGUGUUUGUACAGUAUUACAGAGAAAAUGGUCAUAUAUUUUCCUAGUAACUUUUAAUCCAUGGUUUGUUGAAAUGUAGUCACGCUGUCUCUCAAAAUUUACCACUCACCGGAACAGACAGAAAAUUGUUCGUUUUACUUCUCUUAUUUUUUCCAAAAUUUCUCAAAAUUAUAAAACCAAAUGAAGCAUUCUAUCGUGUGUUAUUGUCAUGGAACAACGACCACGUAAAAUUGGUCAGCAUUUUUAUGUUUUUUUAUUCCAAGGAAUAUUAAUUGCAAAUUUGGAACUGUUAUUGUUAUUAAGUCUUAACUUACCGUUUUAAUUGAAUGUCCUUUCAAAUAUAUUAUUGUUUCUUCAGCUCUGUGAUAUUGUCUUUUUACUGUUUUGAAUUAGUGAU
Mya arenaria is the source of this 6310-nucleotide messenger RNA. RefSeq lists its product as uncharacterized. Lineage: Eukaryota; Metazoa; Mollusca; Bivalvia; Myida; Myidae. The transcript has 36 exons. The record is from RefSeq and is a predicted model, not a curated record. The coding region runs from base 104 to 5773 and encodes 1889 amino acids.